Aspergillus pseudonomiae is the source of this 285-nucleotide messenger RNA. RefSeq names its product mitochondrial 37S ribosomal protein uS19m. Gene Ontology annotation, cellular component: cytosolic small ribosomal subunit; ribosome. Gene Ontology annotation, biological process: translation; ribosomal small subunit assembly. Lineage: Eukaryota; Fungi; Ascomycota; Eurotiomycetes; Eurotiales; Aspergillaceae. Bases 1 to 285 code for a protein of 94 amino acids. The transcript has 4 exons. The record is from RefSeq and is a predicted model, not a curated record. Gene Ontology annotation, molecular function: structural constituent of ribosome; RNA binding.
AUGUUCCCCACGCGUGCCCUCCUGGGGCGUUCCGUCUGGAAAGGCCCAAACAUCGUCCCUCUCCCUCUCCCCCGGAAACUCCCUCCUCCUCCCGGCACACCCCCGAUCAAGACGCAAAAGCGCGGAGCUACGAUUCUCCCUAACUUCGUGGGCCUGCGAUUCUCGGUGCACAACGGCAAGAACUACCAGGAUGUUUUGAUCACUGAGGAGAUGGUCGGACGGAAGCUUGGUGAAUAUGUCGCGACUCGGAAGAGGUUUACGUAUAAGCAGUCGAAGAACAAAUAG